Messenger RNA from Phlebotomus argentipes, 3063 nucleotides. It is a transcript of the gene Ir21a, whose product is annotated as ionotropic receptor 21a. The annotation marks the transcript as partial. Lineage: Eukaryota; Metazoa; Arthropoda; Insecta; Diptera; Psychodidae. Gene Ontology annotation, molecular function: glutamate-gated receptor activity. The record is from RefSeq and is a predicted model, not a curated record. Gene Ontology annotation, cellular component: membrane. The transcript has 4 exons.
CGAAGAGAAGCAAGAAUUUCAACAAUACAAAAGGGACAAACGAAACUCACUUUUUUUUUAGAACUGAGAGAAAUGAAAUUAAUAAUGUUUAAUUGUGACAACAAGAAGGAUGCAACGAAAACCGUGCAAAAGCGCUUCGUGGAUCCGACUUUCCGCGGCAAUCCCAAGACCAAGGAGGAAGUGUGGCACAGGAACUUCAACACCACAACUUCCGCCUUCGAUCAAGCGCCCGCACUCAUUGCGCUGCUGAACAAAAUCACCGUGCAGUAUCUCAGCUCCUGCAUUCCCGUGAUUCUGUACGACAGAUUCGUGCAGAACUCGGACAGCGUCAUUCUGCAGAAACUCUUCCAGACCUUCCCCACGUCCUUCAUCCACGGGCGCAUCAAUGCCAAUUACUCAGUGGAGCGACUGGACAUUCUGGAGCCUUCGACGGACUCCAAGUGUCGCAGUUUCAUUCUCUUUCUCUCAGACGCCAUGAUGACGCGGAAGGUUUUAGGGCCCCAAAUCCGCGCCAGAGUUGUCGUAAUUCCGCGCUCAACGCAGUGGAAGCUGCAGGAGUUCCUGUCAUCGCCCUUGUCGCGCGACAUCGUCAACCUGCUGGUCAUCGGCGAGUCGUACACCUCAGCGGACGUGACGAAGCAGCGCCCCUUCGUGCUGUACACGCACAAGCUGUACGCCGACGGCCUGGGCGCCAAUAAGCCCGUAGUGCUGACAUCGUGGAUUAAGGAUCGCCUCACGCGGCCCCACGUCAACCUCUUCCCGUCCAAAUUCCGCAAGGGCUUCUCUGGCCACCGCUUCCUGGUGGCGGCGUCGCACCAACCGCCCUUUAUCUUCAAGCGCAAGUCCACCGACGGCGUGGGAAACGUGAACAUCGCGUGGGAAGGCAUGGAGCUGCGCAUGCUGAACAUUCUGAAGACGAAGCUGAACUUCACAUACGAGAUCAUGGAGCCCAGGCAGCAGCAGCUCAGCUCUGGCGAUGGCGUGGUGCAGGAAGUGGCCCACGGAUUGGGAGACAUUGGCGCGGCGGGCGUGUAUGUCACCACGAAGCGCAUGCAGGAGGUGGAGAUGACGGCCGGACACUCCAGAGACUGCGCCGUCUACGCCACGCUCAUGUCCAAGGCUCUGCCGCGAUACAGAGCCAUCAUGGGACCCUUCCAGUACCCCGUGUGGAUUGCCCUCACGGCCACUUACCUCGUGGCAAUCUUCCCGCUCGCAUUCUCCGAUCGCCUCACGCUGAGCCACUUGAUUGGCAACGCUGGCGAGGUGGAGAACAUGUUCUGGUACGUCUUUGGCACCUUCACCAACUGCUUCACCUUCACGGGCAAGUAUUCGUGGAGCAGCAGCAAGAAGGACUCCACGCGCAUGCUGAUCGGCUGGUACUGGGUCUUCACCAUCAUCAUCACGUCGUGCUACACGGGCUCCAUCAUCGCCUUCGUCACGCUGCCCAUCUUCCCGGACACGGUGGACUCGGUGGAGCAGCUGCUGGGCGGCUUCUACCGCUUCGGGACGCUGGAGAAGGGUGGCUGGGAGUACUGGUUCGCCAACUCCACGCACAAGGACACAGCGCGCCUCAUCAAGGACAUGGAAUACGUGCGAGACGUUCCCGAGGGCUUGAACAACGUCACGAAGGCCUUCUUCUGGUCGUACGCCUUUCUGGGCUCGCGCGCUGAGCUCGAGUACGUCAUCCAGUCCAACUUCUCGGACGACAGCUUCGGCAAGAGAUCCGCACUGCACCUGAGUGACGACUGCUUCGGGCUGUUCUACGCCGGCCUGGCAAUGCCCAAGGACUCCGUGUACACGGAUCCCUUCAACGACGCCAUCCUGCGCAUGCAGCAGAGCGGGCUGAUGGACAAGCUGACGAAUGACGUGAAUUGGGUGAUGCAGCGCACCAGCACCGGAGGCUUUCUCCAGGUCAUCCCCGGGAAACUGGCAACGGCCGCCGUGGAGGAGCGCGGCCUCACUCUAGCAGACACAGAGGGCAUGUUCCUCCUGCUAGGAAUGGGCUUCCUCCUCGCGGCAGCCGCUCUGGUGUCCGAGUGGGUGGGCGGAUGCACGCGCAAGUGCAAGAGCAUCCUGCUGAGGCGUCGUCGCCGGGCUGAAGGACUGAACUCUGAGCUCGACUCAGAGACCACGUCCUGUCAUCCCACAUCUCUGCAGCCGGACUUCGAGCACAGAGACUCGGCGAUCGCUCACGAUGCCACAGACACGGAAAUUCCCCGGAAAUCCAUCAGCUUGAGGAGUUUGAACAGGCAGACGCUCAAGGAACUCUACGACGGUCCGAAGCGCCGACACUCAACGGUGAUCCUGAUGGAUGGACAGGUGAUGACGGACGCCCAGGCGCUAGGCAAACUCCAGCAGAAGCACAAGAAAGUGGAGUCAAUGGACUUGUCCAGAAUCCUUCGGUAUCUCGGCAAAGAACCUGCAGAGAAGGAAACUCACCACGAGGAGGAAUCCGCAGUUCAGGAGAUUCACGAGGUGGAGAUCAAUCGUCCUGACACGCCUUUCCACCGAAAUCACAUCGAUGACGCCUUUGGCGAGAAGAUCAUCCAUCCAGAAGACGAAGAGCAGAAUUGAGUUGGUUCUCAUUUAUUCUCAAUUUGCUAUAUUACAUUAAAUUUUCACGGUGAUUUUUCCGCCAAAAAAAUCACCACCAAAGCACAAAUAUUAUAAAUAUUCUUUCUCAUGUUAAUAAUUCUUGUCUUGGGAAGAGUAUCAAUAAGUUUUUUUUUCAUCUUCUUCUUCUUUCUCACCACGAAAUACAAAAAAGAACUCCUUUUAGCGUUCCACCAAAGAAUUGUUAAGUUUUUUUUUGUUUAUACAAAUUAAUUCUGUUAGAAUUCACAUGAGAGUCUCACGAAUUAUUAUUUUUUAUUGAGUUGUGCUGGGAAAAAGGAGAAUACAAAAAAAAUAAUAGGUAUAAAGUGGACAGAAACAGUUCUUGAGAAAAUCAUUGAAAAAUAGUAAUAAAAAAUAAAUUAAAUUUAUCUCUCUUUCUAGCAAUUAAUUGUAAAAUCAUGUUAAAUUUCCUCUCCACUCUCAUUGAUUUCUCUCUCUUUCUCUCUC